Phialemonium atrogriseum is the source of this 2190-nucleotide messenger RNA. RefSeq lists its product as uncharacterized. The transcript has 3 exons. Gene Ontology annotation, molecular function: zinc ion binding; DNA binding; DNA-binding transcription factor activity, RNA polymerase II-specific. The record is from RefSeq and is a predicted model, not a curated record. Lineage: Eukaryota; Fungi; Ascomycota; Sordariomycetes; Cephalothecales; Cephalothecaceae. The coding region runs from base 53 to 2053 and encodes 666 amino acids. Gene Ontology annotation, biological process: DNA-templated transcription; regulation of DNA-templated transcription.
CACAGUCUUAAAACCCAACACUCUCGGCGAUCACCUCGGACAGCCUUCACUGAUGCGUGUAUCCGCUACCGCCAUGACGCCACUUCCAAUGAUGGCGCCCCAGGGGCUGCACAGGAGGCAUGCCUGUUCGCUCUGUGCUCGCCGCAAGGUCAAAUGCGACAAAGGCGACCCCUGUUCCAACUGCCUCAAGGCCCAGGCUCAGUGUUUAUAUGAGGCUCCCGCUCCACAUCGACCUCGGAAGAGGGCCGCCGACGAAGACCUGGUCGCCCGACUAACUCAGUAUGAAGCUCUGAUGCGGAAGCACAAUAUCGACUUCACCCACUGCGCCAACACCUGGGUCCCGUCUGGGCUGGAAGUCAAGCUGAAGGAGACCGGCUCCCAAAGUCCAGUCCUCGAAACCUCCGCGACCAGUCGUCCCAGGCCGAAGACUUACCCCUUGGAGAACACUGCGGCAAAUGUAGACCAGUGUCUAUGGUCGAAUCUGAGCCCAGAGCUCAAGAAUCCUCCCAUCCAGAGCCUGCGUCACAAAGACGACCCCUUUCUGCAUCCUACACCGCCGCUUCAGCUCAUCUUUCCAAGCACCCAGCCUGAACUCCACGAGUUACACCCAGAACCAAGACACAUCUACCGCUUCUGGCAAAUUUUUGUCGAAAGUGUCAAUCCGCUUACGAAGAUCGUCCAUGUACCGAGUCUGCAGCAGCGCAUCUUGGAUGCAAGUUGGGACCCUGCCAAUGUACCAAAGCCCCUGACGGCCAUCUUGUUCGCCAUCUACACUCUAGCUGUCACCUCCAUGUCCCCGGAUGACUGCCGGGCUUCCUUCGGCGAGACCAGGGACACCCUCUUGACGCGUUACCGAGCCGCGACCGUCCGGGCCCUUAUCGCGAGCGACUUCCUCACGACGAGGGAACUCGAGGUUCUGCAAGGGCUUGUCCUGUUUCUCCUCGCAGACCCGGAGUCCGAGUUAACUUCCACCCUGACCGGCGCCGCCAUGAGGCUGGGCCAGAAGAUGGGCCUGCACCGGGAGAAUACCGACCCCAAGAUCUCGUUCUUCGACAGGGAAAUGCGCGUCCGUCUCUGGUGGCAGUUGUGUGGACUCUGCUCUCGAAGUCGCGCCGUAUCCACCCCGGGGACGAAGCUGCCACCAUCCGAGGUUGGUGACAUCCGCCUCCCACUCAAUGUCAACGACGCGGAAUUGCAUCCAGACAUGAUCGAGCCCCCUAUCGAGCACAACGGUCCGACCGAGAUGUUGUGCGUCUUGAUGAAGUUCGAAGUCUCCAACUGGCUUCGAUCCUCGCCCACGGCCGCCCAGGUCUUCGAGAACAUCAUUCAGGGCCAUGUGAGAGGCAAGAGGGUGUCGAUGGAGCUGCAAGACGAGGCCAUCAAUGAGAUAGAGGCCACCUACCAGGAGAAGUACUUUCGUCAUUGGGACAAGCGCGUACCUCUGCAUGGUGUGACACACGCCAUGGCGAAAAUUGCCGUCGCUCGCAUGCGGUUCAAGGUUCACCAUCCCAGACGAGCGGCCGUCGGUGGUGGCGAGGUAUAUAUGACGCGGGAGGAAAGCGACAUGGUCUUCGACUCGGCCGUGAUGUCGCUAGAGAUGGUGGAUGCGGGCAUACACAGCAAGUUUUCCUCGCACCUGUUCACCCAUUUGACUUCCAAUUUCCAGAUAGACGCCUACAUCUACGUCAUCAGCGACCUGCGGCGGCGGUGCUCCGGAGACCGAGUGGCCCUGGCCUGGAAGCUAGUCGAGGAUCUUUACAGCGAGCAUCCCGAGCUGAUCGACGAUGCCGAGGACGCUUUCUUUGUCGCCCUCGGUGACUUGACUCUGGAGGCUUGGGAGGCGCGUAGAAAGGAGCUGGUUCGUGCUCGAGGUGUUCGGGAAUCCGAGGUCACGCCCCAGUUCAUUCAGUUGCUUUGGGAUAAGAGGAAGAAAGGAAAUGAGGAAAGUGUUCAUAUGCCUACCAUCCCGGAUCCUCACGGCCUUGACGGCCUCGGAUUGACAGACAAUAUCGAGUUAGACUGGGAUUAUUGGAACGACUUCUUGCAGUUAUAAGGAAAACAGGGGCUUCCUGCAGGUCCAACGUGUUGGGGUUUCCAUGUAGCAGGUCUCUGGUGUGGAAGAAGCUGAUGAGGGCAGAAGUUCCUGAUGGCAGAAGUUGAUGAGGAAGGGGAAAAGAGAGAAGAGGCCCC